This is a messenger RNA of Syzygium oleosum, 366 nucleotides long. RefSeq names its product proline-rich receptor-like protein kinase PERK2. The record is from RefSeq and is a predicted model, not a curated record. Lineage: Eukaryota; Viridiplantae; Streptophyta; Magnoliopsida; Myrtales; Myrtaceae. Bases 1 to 366 code for a protein of 121 amino acids. The transcript has a single exon.
AUGCCCGCUGCGGCACCGCCCGCCUCGCAGCCUCCGUCCUCUCCUCCCGCCUCUGCCCCGCCGCGUGCCACCGCCGCGCCGCCGCCUCCCCGCCGCUGCGCGCCGCUCUCCCCGUCGUGUGCCACCGCUGCGCGCACGCCUCGCCGCUGCCGCCUCGCCGCACAACACCGCCGCGCGGUGCCACCGCCGCUUUGGACGUCCCUCGCUCCGCCGCUCGUGUCAACGCUGCCGCUUUCACCACGGCCGCGGAGAGCCGCUCCUGCACCACCGCUCGCGGCCCGGGAGCCGCCCGCACCGCCGCUCGCCAAUGGAGCCGCUUGCACCGCCGUUAGCCCACUGCCUGUGCUGCCGCUGUUCGCUGCAUAA